Messenger RNA from Pseudogymnoascus destructans, 336 nucleotides. RefSeq lists its product as uncharacterized. The record is from RefSeq and is a predicted model, not a curated record. NCBI's taxonomy places the organism in Eukaryota, Fungi, Ascomycota, Leotiomycetes, Thelebolales, Thelebolaceae. Bases 1 to 336 code for a protein of 111 amino acids. The transcript has a single exon.
AUGGAGAGAGGCCAGGAGAGCCAGGGGGGGUGGGAAAGCAGGAGCGGAAGGGCGGGAGGAAACACUGGAAGUCGUCCACAAAUAACUGAUGGUGCUGCUGGAGUUGCUGCUGAGAGUGUUUCUGGGGGGUUGCUGAGGAUUCAAAUAAUGACGAGACUCCUAUACUGCCAACAGUCAGUAAAGUUCUUGGGCCUCAGGCGUCAGGCAACGCAGGGAUUGCGAGGAGGAGAGGGAGGUCGAGAGGUGGGAGAGGUGGUGGGACUGCCGAUACUGACACUACCACGACCAGUCGAUCAAUCUCUCAUGCACGAUGGCCCCCAACUAGGCAAGGGAUAA